This is a messenger RNA of Neomonachus schauinslandi (Hawaiian monk seal), 1480 nucleotides long. It is a transcript of the gene CBX8, whose product is annotated as chromobox 8. The transcript has 5 exons. The record is from RefSeq and is a predicted model, not a curated record. NCBI's taxonomy places the organism in Eukaryota, Metazoa, Chordata, Mammalia, Carnivora, Phocidae. The coding region runs from base 59 to 1198 and encodes 379 amino acids.
GGCUGGCUGCUGCUUUUCUGCUCCUGGAAGCGGCCAAGGGGGGAAGCGGCGAGUCAACAUGGAGCUUUCAGCGGUGGGGGAGCGGGUGUUCGCGGCCGAAGCCCUCCUGAAGCGGCGCAUACGGAAAGGACGCAUGGAAUACCUCGUGAAAUGGAAGGGCUGGUCGCAGAAGUACAGCACAUGGGAACCCGAAGAAAACAUCCUGGAUGCUCGCCUGCUCGCAGCCUUUGAGGAAAGGGAACGGGAGAUGGAGCUCUAUGGCCCCAAAAAGCGAGGACCCAAACCCAAAACCUUCCUCCUCAAGGCCCAGGCCAAGGCAAAGGCCAAAACCUACGAGUUCCGAAGCGACUCAGCCCGGGGCAUCCGGAUCCCCUACCCUGGCCGCUCCCCCCAGGACCUGGCCUCUACUUCCCGAGCCCGUGAGGGCCUUCGGAACAUGGGUCUGUCCCCGCCAGGAAGCAGCAGCGGCACUGGCAGCACCUGCCGGGUGGAGCCCCCGCGGGACCGGGACCGGGACCGAGAGCGGGAGCGCGAGCGCGAGCGGGACCGAGAGCGGGAGCGGGAGCGGGGUGCCAGCCGCACCGAUGACAAGCCCAGCUCACCGGGAGACAGCUCCAAGAAGCGAGGCCCCAAGCCCCGGAAGGAGCUCCUGGACCCCUCGCAGAGGCCCUUGGGAGAAGCCAGUGAUGGCCUCGGAGAUUACCUCAAGGGCAGGAAGCUGGAGGAGGCCCCUUCCGGGGCAGGAAAGUUCCCAGCUGGCCACAGCGUGAUCCAGCUGGCCCGGAGGCAGGACUCGGACCUGGCCCAGUGCGGUGUGGCCAGCCCCAGCCCGGCGGAGGCCACAGGCAAGCUGGCUGUGGACACCUUUCCGGCCAGGGUCAUAAAGCACAGGGCCACCUUCUUGGAGGCCAGAGGCCAGGGCACCCUGGACCCAGGUGGCCCCCGGGUCCGGCAUGGCUCAGGCACCCCUGGCUCUGUGGGGGGCUUGUAUCGGGACAUGGGGGCCCAGGGGGGAAGGCCCUCUCUCAUCGCCAGGAUCCCAGUGGCCAGAAUCCUGGGGGACCCAGAGGAAGAGUCCUGGAGUCCCUCUCUGACCAACCUGGAGAAGGUGGUGGUCACCGACGUGACCUCAAACUUUUUGACCGUCACCAUUAAGGAAAGUAACACGGACCAAGGCUUUUUUAAAGAGAAAAGAUGAAUUGGUGGGUGAUCCCAGGACGAGAGAGCAGGAGAGAGAGUGGGAGCGCAAACUUGGCAUAAUGCUUUUUAUUUCUGGGUGGGAGGCGGCCUUCUGGCUGGUCCUGUCCCUAACUUCACACACCCAACCCUUUCCAUUCCUCCUCCCUCCCCUCAGUUUUGGUUGGAAAGAUUAUCUCUAGAGUUAUAUUUUCUAUUAGAUGUAAAUAUGUUAUUUAAGAAAAAAUAUCUAAAUAUAUAUAUUUCAACUCUUGAAGUUGUUUUAUUUAAAUAAGGAGAGAGA